Molecule: messenger RNA, 934 nt
Organism: Aspergillus brunneoviolaceus CBS 621.78
Lineage: Eukaryota; Fungi; Ascomycota; Eurotiomycetes; Eurotiales; Aspergillaceae
Product: RTA1 domain-containing protein
Exons: 2
Coding region: 1-846 (281 amino acids)
Cellular component (GO): membrane
Source: RefSeq, a predicted model, not a curated record
AUGUCGAGUGGCUACAAGCUCUAUGAUUAUAAUCCUUCCGUGGGCGCGGCCAUAGUCUUUGCUGGAGUAUUCGCCGCAACCUCUGUGCUGCAUCUGUUCCAAAUGAUCCGCAGGCGGACCUGGUACUUUACACCCUUUAUCAUCGGUGGUUUCUUCGAAGCAUUUGGCUAUGUUGCGCGGUGGUACAGUGCCAAACAGACCCCGAAUUGGACGGUGAUGCCAUAUGUCGGUCAGGAGCUGCUGCUCCUCCUCGCCCCCUCCCUCUUCUCCGCCUCCAUCUACAUGCUGCUGGGGCGCAUCAUCCGCCUGGUCCAUGGGGAUUCGCGCUCGCUUAUCCGACCGAACUGGUUGACCAAGAUCUUCGUGACGGGAGACGUGCUCUCUUUCUUCAUCCAGAGCGGAGGUGGCGGCAUGAUGGCGAGCGCGAACUCGGCCAGCAGUGUUUCCCUGGGCAAUCGGAUUAUCGUGAUUGGUCUCAUCGUCCAGCUGGUUUUCUUCGGCUUCUUUAUCCUCGUCUCCAUAGUUUUCCAUCGCCGUAUGACCGCUUCCCCGACUCCGACCUCCCUCUCCAUCAGCAAUCCCCCAUGGUACACCUACAUGCGGGUCCUAUAUGUUGCCAGUGUUCUGAUCAUGGUUCGAUCGAUCUACCGUGUGGUGGAAUAUGUGCAAGGGUCCACGGGAGUGUUGCAGCAGCAUGAGAUCUACCUCUACAUCUUCGAUGCGGUGCUAAUGUUGUUGGUGUGUGUUCUUUUCAACAUUAUCCACCCAAGUCGCAUUCUGUCCAGCCGCCAACCGUACGGCAAGAUGGACUCGGAUCAGGUCGAGAUGCUGGAUCCGCGGAUGUGAUUGUUAAAGUGGUCGGUCGUGUUUUUAAUGGUUACAUUCUUGGGUCUCGCUCGGUUUGUUAUUUUCACGCGCACAUUUAUUACUCGAA